Cetraspora pellucida is the source of this 1221-nucleotide messenger RNA. The record is from the annotation of a GenBank genome assembly. NCBI's taxonomy places the organism in Eukaryota, Fungi, Glomeromycota, Glomeromycetes, Diversisporales, Gigasporaceae.
GAAAUGGAAGACGAUAUUCAUGACUUUGAAAUUGUUACCAACAAUAACCCACACCUGACCAACCCUGACUCUCUUGGUAUUUAUAACAUCAACCAAGUAGAAUCUUACAACGACAAUACUUCCGUGUGUCCUAUUCCACCUGGCUCUCCAGCUUAUUCUUCUUCUAUGUCUAGUUCUUCGCGAGAGUUUUCCUCGACUCUUGUAAAUGGUUCCCAACAGGACUUUUCAUAUGAGCCGUAUCAUGAUGAUCCUGAAGAGGCUUCAACUACCCAACUGAUAUAUACUUCUUUUGACGGUCCCAUUGACACUGAUAAUGGAAAAUGUCCGAUAAGCAUCGAUGAAGAUAAUGAUUAUCAUUCUAACGCAUCAAAACCAUAUGCAAGAAAAUUAAGGAUCGCUAUAGUAAUAUCAAUGUUAUUUUUUGUUCUGGAGCUAGUUGGUGGUUGGAUCGCUGGGAGUUUAGCUCUAUUGAGUGAUUCGUUUCAUUUAUUAAGCGAUAUAAUAAGUUUUGCUAUAUCACUUUUAUCCAUAUAUCUUGCCCAUAGGCCCGCUUCUAGAUCGCAUUCAUAUGGCUACCAUCGAGCUGAAAUUUUGGGCGCUCUUGCUUCAAUUCUCCUUAUAUGGUUACUUACCGGAUAUUUAUGUGUUGAAGCCUAUGAACGGAUACAACACCCACAGAAUGUGAAUGGGCUGACGAUGUGUAUUGUCGCUUCUAUAGGGCGCGACCAUAGCCACGACAAACAUCAUGGUCACCAUCAUUGUAGUGAUAAUGUCAAUGUUAAAGCAGCUAUACUUCAUGUUUUGGGUGAUCUCCUCUCAUCGUUUGGUGUUCUAAUUUCAUCGAUAGUAAUUACGAUUGACCCAGAUAAAUCAUGGGUUGAUCCAUUGUGUACAUUUAUCUUUUCUGUUUUUGUUAUGGUUUCAACAUUUGGAAUAGUGCGAAGUAGUAUAAGAGUUUUGAUGGAAGCUACUCCGACACACAUUGAUGCACAAGCUGUAAGGAUUGAUUUAGCGAAUAUCCAUGGCGUAAAGAGUGUUCAUGAUUUACAUAUAUGGGAUCUAACUGUUGGAAGGACAGCUCUCACUGCACAUCUUCAGCUUUACCCAUAUGUUCCAGAAAUUCAACGAGAACCUUUAAUGCCCACCCAAAUAUUAGCGGAGGCUAGACGUAUGUUGAAAGAUAAAUAUAGCAUCUUACAGGUGACUAUUCAAGUCGAAUAA